AGAGCGUUAUGUAUCGAGCGAGCUGACUAUCUUUAUUUACCAGUUCCGUGCUCAUCAUUCUGGCACAUAAAUACAAACUGGAAACUCUACCAUCUUCUUCUUUUCUACUCCACCUCUCCUUUUUUAUAAUUCAAAUAAUCAAACUGGGUCUCGUUCUUCUUAAUUGAUGGCUGCCAGUGCAAACCCAUCUGGGGAUAACAACAAUCAGAACGACGGCGGCGGCGGUGGUGGUGGAGGCGUUAGCAAUGGGAAUGGCCCCACCUGCAACUCUAUUCCGGUGCCUGAUAAUUCUGCUGUGGGCCCCACCCAAGCUGCUCUCAAGCAUAAUCCCGGUCUUUCUGUUGAGUGGAGCCCCGAUGAGCAAACCCUUUUGCACGAUUUGCUUACCAAGUAUGCAGCGGAAUCUGCCGUCACCAAAUAUGCUAAAAUAGCUAUGCAGUUAAAAGAUAAGACAGUAAGGGAUGUUGCCCUGCGUUGUAGAUGGAUAAAUAAAAAGGAGAAUGGAAAGCGGAGGAAAGAUGACCACAAUUCAUCGAGGAAAAACAAAGACAAAAAGGAAAAAGUUGCAGAUCCUUCAGCUAAAUCAUCGUCUCAUCUUACUAACCGUUCCAAUGGCCCUCCUUAUGCCCAAACAGUGGUCUCUAUGGACAGUGAUGAUGGCAUCUCAUACAAAGCCAUUGGUGGUGCAACUGGGCAGCUUCUUGAACAAAAUGCUCAAGCCUUGGAUCAGAUUUCUGCAAACUUCAAUGGAUUCAAGUAUCAUGAUAACAUUAAUCUCUUUCGCCAGGCUCGGAACAACAUCCUAUCAAUCUUAAAUGACUUAAAUGAUUUGCCAGAGAUUAUGAAGCAGAUGCCGCCCAUCCCUGUGAAGCUUAACGAAGAGCUUGCUGUCUCCGUCCUUCGUCUUCCACCCUUGCACAAGACAUCAUGAUUUAAGUCGCUUUCUUUAGAUGCUUCAGAAACCCCUCUGGAGUUCUGAUCCUUAAUUUAAUAUCUGAAGGCAGAAAAUACCUGCCCCUGCAGUUUGUUUUCCCAUUCGAAAUAAAAAAGUUGAUGCAUUUAGUUUCUAGUAUUUAUAAUCAUAGCGACCUCAUUAAAUUAACAUUUCUCUCUUUUCUUUUCGACAGUGAUAGUAGUAGUUUGUGCAAUAUAUGUAAAUAUCUCCUGCUGUGUAGGAAUGGAUAUUGACUGUAAAGUUUGAAGCAUUACAUUUUGUUC
This is a messenger RNA of Daucus carota subsp. sativus, 1218 nucleotides long. RefSeq lists its product as uncharacterized. The transcript is spliced from 7 exons. Bases 167 to 931 code for a protein of 254 amino acids. The record is from RefSeq and is a predicted model, not a curated record. Lineage: Eukaryota; Viridiplantae; Streptophyta; Magnoliopsida; Apiales; Apiaceae.